AUGGUCAUAGUGGUGAUGGCUUUGGUAGAGGUGGCUGUGAUGGUGACAGUCGUGGUGAUGGUGAUGGUCCCAGCAAAGGAACAUCCUGAUCACAGCCAGGCUAUCUACAGCAUGGUCCUGCCAAGAGCGAGCGGAGCCUCGGCGAGCUCUGGGGGGCGGGCGCUGGAGCGCAGCGCAGCGCAGCCCUAUCCGUCCGCGGAGCGGACUCCCCUGGAAGCGGAGCGCUGCCACCGGAGGCGGGCGGUGGGGGCAGGUGCCGCCGGCUGCGCCAUGGACGGGCCGCGCCUGCUGCUGCUGCUGCUGCUGCUCCUGGGGGUGUCCCUUGGAGGUGCCAAGGAGGCAUGUCCCACUGGCCUGUACACCCACAGCGGCGAGUGCUGCAAAGCCUGCAAUCUGGGUGAGGGGGUGGCCCAGCCUUGCGGAGCCAACCAGACCGUGUGUGAGCCCUGCCUGGACAGCGUGACCUUCUCGGACGUGGUGAGCGCCACCGAGCCGUGCAAGCCGUGCACCGAGUGCGUGGGGCUGCAGAGCAUGUCGGCGCCGUGCGUGGAGGCGGACGACGCCGUGUGCCGCUGCGCCUACGGCUACUACCAGGACGAGACGACGGGCCGCUGCGAGGCGUGCCGCGUGUGCGAGGCGGGCUCGGGGCUCGUGUUCUCGUGCCAGGACAGGCAGAACACCGUGUGCGAGGAGUGUCCCGACGGCACGUACUCCGACGAGGCCAACCACGUGGACCCGUGCCUGCCCUGCACCGUGUGCGAGGACACCGAGCGCCAGCUGCGCGAGUGCACGCGCUGGGCCGACGCCGAGUGCGAGGAGAUCCCUGGCCGUUGGAUUACCCGGUCCACACCCUCAGAGGACUCGGACAGCACCGCCCCCAGCACAGAGGAGCCAGAGCUACCUCCAGAUCAAGAAAUCAUAGCCAGCACCAUGGCAGAUGUGGUGACCACAGUGAUGGGCAGCUCUCAGCCUGUAGUGACCCGAGGAACCGCUGACAACCUCAUCCCUGUCUACUGCUCCAUCCUGGCCGCCGUGGUUGUGGGCUUAGUGGCCUACAUUGCCUUCAAGAGGUGGAACAGCUGCAAGCAGAACAAGCAAGGAGCCAACAGCCGGCCCGUGAACCAGACGCCUCCGCCGGAGGGAGAAAAGCUCCACAGUGACAGUGGCAUCUCUGUGGACAGCCAGAGCCUGCAUGACCAGCAGCCCCACACACAGACGGCCGCAGGCCAGGCCCUCAAGGGGGAUGGAGGUCUCUACAGCAGCCUGCCACCAGCCAAGCGGGAGGAGGUGGAGAAGCUGCUCAAUGGCUCUGCGGGGGACACCUGGCGGCACCUGGCAGGUGAGCUGGGCUACCAGCCUGAGCACAUAGACUCCUUCACCCACGAGGCCUGCCCAGCCCGAGCCCUGCUUGCCAGCUGGGCCGCCCAGGACAGCGCGACGCUCGACGCCCUCCUGGCUGCUCUGCGCCGCAUCCAGCGAGCCGACAUCGUGGAGAGCCUGUGUAGCGAGUCCACGGCCACGUCUCCAGUGUGAGCUGCCCCAGAACCCCUGCCCUGCCCCCACAUUCCGACGACGACUGAUGCUCCAGCCAGCCCCCACGGGCCAGCGUCAGAGCUGAGCUUCUCUGGGCAGGGCCACGGAGCCCUGGGCCCCUACGCCACAGCCCUGUCCCCACUCCUGUGUGGCCCCAUCGCUUCUGAUCACUCUCUCCAGCACCAGAAGUGCCCCUGACACCUCUCCCACCCUGCCCCCAACCAUCACAUCUCAAAUCUUCUGCUCUCUUCUCCCCACACUGCUGGGUGGGCCAGCCCCUCCCACCUCCACAGGUAUCAGGUCUGGGGGGCUGACACCAAGGCUGGUGUUGGGGGCAAGGACAAAGCCCCAGAGACUCAAAGGGAGAGACUGAGGAAACCAGAGCCACAGGCUCUACACUGUGAACCUGGGGAAUGAGGGACCAUCAUUGUGGCCUACAUCCUCCUUCAGCCCCCUCAUCCUCCUCUCUGGCCCAAAAUGAAGAUGAUCAGAGGCUUAUCAGAGUUGGAAGGGGGUUCUGAUCCACCCCCCCCCCUUGUUUUACAUAUAGACAGGCCCAGAGAGAGGGAGUGACUGGCCCAAAGCCACCCAGCAAUGGGGAAGACAUAUGUGGGCUGGCCCCCCACUCUCUGAAUUAGGGGGGGCAGGCCUCGGGUUUGCUUGAGGGCAGGGAGCAGGGGUUGGGGGGGCAGGCAACCCUCUGGGAAAUGUCUCAAAGCCAAAUCUAGCCUGUCCUCUAGCAUCUUCAGGCCCCGUCCAACCCCUGUGGAGAUGGGGAUGCUUCACCCAAGGCCUGGUCCAUUGAUCCAUCAUGGUCAGUGAUGGAUUUGAUUGAGCAUGGUUUAGGGUUUGUGGAAAGGGGUCCCUUUGCCAGUUCUGCUCAGGCACAUCAGUGUGGCAUCCAUGGUGUGGCCCAGCCUACAGGUGCCUUCCAUCCCGGCACAGACCCAGAGCCAACACAAGACAGUAUCUUCUCCUAGAGCCAGCCCGUGGGGUCAGGGAAUAAGGACCCCUGAUCUGCAACAAACACACACACACACACACACACACACACACACACACACACACACGAUGAGAAAUCUGCUUUUCUACACGAGUUCUUUCUCUUGGGCUGGGACCGGAUCCUGCCCAGGGCAGCUGCCAGAGAAGCACUGAAGGGAUUUGAACUCAGCUUGCCCUCUUCCCUCGCCCCUGGUUUGGCGGGCCAAGGACGGCUGAGGCUUGAGCUGGCGUCUGGAGUCCAAGGGCCUGCACGUGGAGGAAUGCUCCCCCCCCCACCCCCCCCACCCCACCCCCGUCCUUCCUUUUCCUGCAAGCGCGGGUUUGGCUGGACUCCGGAGGUUGCAGUGGAGAGAAGCGGACCAGUGUGGGAAUGCGGCAAGAAGGACCUGAGGGAGUCUGCGGCCCGCAGAGGCGCCCCUCCCAACUGUAGCGGACCCCGCGGAGGACUGUUGCUUCCCUAGUUUGGUGCCAGAAAGGGGCCAUGAAGUCUCAUGAAGUCCCUCCUGGCCUGUUCUGUGUUGCUUGACGUUGGAAUGAGUGUGGCGCCCCUCUAUUUAGCAUGAACGAACCCAGCCCCAAGCAGGGUGUGUGGUGACAGCCACCGCCUCCCCUUUGCCCAGGGUGCUCCCAACUCCGUGUAAGGGACUGGGAGCCUUGUAAGUAAAUGGCAUUUCCAUGACCUCGAUCUGAUGGAUCUGACAGCGAGGAGGAAACUCACCUGCUGGCCCCUCCCCUGUGCACCUGGAACCUGGAGAGCGGGACAGAAUCUGAGUGUAUUUAUUGUCCUCCGCAGCAGGUGGGGACGGGGCUGGGGUACCGCAAGUAGGUUUUAGCAUGUGUUUGGUUCUGGGGCCCCUCCCGCCUCCCUCUGGGCCAAGAUGAAACCCUUUGGCAACCCCCCAGCUGGGGGCUGUGAGCUCCAGACCCCCUGUCACCUCCCCCUUGCAUCCUGUGUAAUCAUUUCUUGGGCCUUCCUAAAACCUACACAUAAAACAUAAAUGAUGAGCAUUAUAAUAGCAAAGAAAGAAAAGCAGUGCAAAGAGA
Canis lupus familiaris (dog) is the source of this 3579-nucleotide messenger RNA. RefSeq names its product nerve growth factor receptor (gene NGFR). Gene Ontology annotation, biological process: Rho protein signal transduction. The record is from RefSeq and is a predicted model, not a curated record. The transcript has 7 exons. Gene Ontology annotation, cellular component: cell surface; plasma membrane. Bases 1 to 1533 code for a protein of 510 amino acids. Gene Ontology annotation, molecular function: nerve growth factor binding; death receptor activity; coreceptor activity. NCBI's taxonomy places the organism in Eukaryota, Metazoa, Chordata, Mammalia, Carnivora, Canidae.